UUUUUUUUUUUUAAAUUUUCUUUACGCGUACACAUGUUGGAUCCCAAAGACUUUGAAGUUGCUUCUCCACCUUCUGAUAGUACUUCUGGCUUAGAAUUUUCUUCACAAGCUGAUUUUUUGGCUGUUUCUUCUUGGGAUAAUCAAAUUCGCAUCUAUGAAGUGCAACCUUCUGGUGCCACUGUGCCUAAAGCAGCAUAUUCACAUGAAGCUCCUGCUUUAUGUGUCAGUUGGAGUAAAGAUGGUACAAAAGUAGUUUCUGGUGGUGCAGAUAAAGCAGGCAGAAUGUUCGAUGUUGCUACAGGCCAAACAACGCAAAUUGCUCAACAUGACGAUACAAUCAAAUGUAUUCGAUUUUUAGAACAAGGCAAUGUGGUUGCUACUGGUAGUUGGGACAAGACAAUCAAAUACUGGGAUUUGCGUUCACCUCAACCUAUUGGUACAGUUCAACUUCCUGAGCGUUGUUAUACAAUGGAUUCAAAUGGCCUUUUGAUGGUUGCUGGUACUGCAGAAAAGCAUGUCUGUGUAUUUGACUUGAGUAAUCCUACUGUCAUCUUUAAGCAAUUAACAUCUCCUUUAAAAUGGCAAACACGCGUUGUUUCUUGUUUCGCUGACAGUAAAGGGUUUGCUAUUGGUUCAAUUGAAGGAAGAGUGGGUAUUCAAUAUGUUGAAGAUAAAGAUUCUCCUAAAAACUUUUCUUUUAAAUGUCAUCGUGAUGAUGCCAAGAAUGUAUAUGCUGUCAAUGAUAUCAGUUUCCACCCUGUUCAUGGUACUUUCUCAACAGCGGGUGGUGAUGGUACUGUCAGUUACUGGGAUAAAGACUCUAAGCAACGUUUGAAGCCAUUCCCUAAGGCUAAUGGUCAAAUCUCUCAUACAGCUUUCAACAGAAACGGUAGUAUCUUUGCCUAUUCAGUCUGUUAUGAUUGGUCUAAAGGCUAUAAGCAAGCAUUACCAAACAAUGUCAACAAGAUUUAUUUACAUGCUGUCAGAGAUGAUGAAAUUAAACCUCGUACACCCAAGAAGCGAUAAAUUAUCACUCUUUUAAAAAAUAUACAUUUUUUUUUCCCACUGCAUAA
Molecule: messenger RNA, 1073 nt
Organism: Gilbertella persicaria
Lineage: Eukaryota; Fungi; Mucoromycota; Mucoromycetes; Mucorales; Choanephoraceae
Product: WD40-repeat-containing domain protein
Exons: 6
Coding region: 34-1026 (330 amino acids)
Biological process (GO): transcription-dependent tethering of RNA polymerase II gene DNA at nuclear periphery; RNA export from nucleus
Cellular component (GO): nuclear pore
Molecular function (GO): RNA binding; ubiquitin binding
Source: RefSeq, a predicted model, not a curated record